Messenger RNA from Fusarium odoratissimum NRRL 54006, 2037 nucleotides. RefSeq names its product L-amino-acid oxidase. Gene Ontology annotation, molecular function: L-amino-acid oxidase activity; polyamine oxidase activity. NCBI's taxonomy places the organism in Eukaryota, Fungi, Ascomycota, Sordariomycetes, Hypocreales, Nectriaceae. Gene Ontology annotation, biological process: amino acid catabolic process. The transcript has 5 exons. The record is from RefSeq and is a predicted model, not a curated record. The coding region runs from base 1 to 2037 and encodes 678 amino acids.
AUGAAACAAUCCAUUGCAAGUGUUAUCCUUGGGCUAGGGGGCGCCAUAGCCUCUUCUCUACCCGUACAACUACAUACCAGAGGGUCCCUAACUUCUCACUUAACAAAUAUCUACGUGAAAUUUGAUCAAGCGUCAGAGGGUCCUUUGUCAUUCACUUAUGGCCUUUGCAACAGCAAGUCUCGUUCUGAGUCCCACUACACGAUAGCCGUCACCGAAAACAAAGGUGUCUCUCGAUUAGUCUGGAUCAUCCCAGAUGAUUCACACGACAACGGCUGCAUUUCAGCAUGGACAGAAGAUAAUGUUCUCGUGGGACGCAGUGAGCCCCAAAGGCUUCAUCGUGUCAGGCGUCGGAAUAUUCAGAAGCGGGCAACAGAUGCAAUCCUCAUGAAUGCCGAUAAUGGUAUUGAUACAUUGGGACCAUGGUUCGACGGCGUUGAGCAUCUCUCCAAGACCGGCCUCUCUGCACUCGAUGCCGACGCUGCCAAAGAGAAGCAGAUUGCCAUUGUUGGUGCGGGUAUGUCAGGCUUGAUGACCUACCUGGUUCUGUCACAAGCAGGUAUGACCAACAUCAGUAUCAUUGAAGGCGGUAAUCGGCUUGGUGGCCGCGUUCAUACCGAGUAUCUCACCGGCGGACCUUUUGACUAUUCUUAUCAAGAGAUGGGACCCAUGCGAUUUCCCUCCACUUACAAGAGUCCUGAGACCAACGAGACAAUGAACAUCACGGACCAUCAGCUGGUGUUUCAACUUGCAGAAGAGAUGAACAAGCUCAACAACCACGACAAGAACCUCAGUGUUGACUUCAUUCCAUGGAUCCAGAGUAGCCUAAACGGCCUCUCGUACAAGAACGAGUUCAAACUGCCAAGUGGACUACCCCCAACGCUAAAGGAAAUUGCAGGUAAUGCAUCACUCAGUCCUGCAAGUGUCAAUGACCCUAUGACCCAAGACCUCCAGACCAAGGUUGAUACAUUCAUGCCUGGCUCGGAGUUCAGCACUCUUAUGGCAAAGAACAUGUUCAAAGCCCAUAAGCAGUGGCUCGAAACUGGUCUCAAUGGCCUUGGUGGUGAUCAAUGGUCGGAAUAUGCAUUUAUGGUCAACUACUUGAAGGGUAGCCUUAACAGCACUGACAUGAAUGGCGGCUGGUCUGCCUCUAGCUUUUGGGAUUCGCUAUACGAGGGAAUGUAUUUCUCAGCCGCCAGCUACAAGACCAUCGACGGCGGUCUCAACAGGCUUCCUUUGUCGUUCCAUCCUCUUGUCGACAACAUUACAACAAUGGAGCGCAAAAUUGAGCGUGUCAGGUAUAGCGAGACCGACGAGAAGGUCACAUUGCAAUGGCGUAACGAGUACAACAACACAACAUUCCAGAACUCAACUUUCGAUUACGCUGUCAUUGCAGUGCCCUUCUCCGUUGUCCGAAGGUGGCGUCUUCCCAAGCUCCCCGCAACGAUCUCCAACGCCAUCAAGGAGUUGAACUAUGGAUCCGCUUGCAAGGUUGCGCUUGAGUUCUCUGAGCGCUUCUGGGAACACUAUGAGAACCCAAUCUACGGCGGUUGCAGUACAACUACGGAUAUUCCGGGCAUUGGCAGUAUCUGCUAUCCAUCCUACAACUUGAAUGGUACAGGCCCUGCUACCAUUCUGGCAAGCUACAUCAGUGGUGACAUGGGAGUUCGGUUGGCAAGCAUGUCCGAGGAAGAUCACGUCCAGAUGGUCCUUGAUGCCAUGGUUGAGAUUCACGGAGAGUUCACUCGGGAUCUUUAUACCGGAAAGUAUAACAGAAGAUGCUGGGCGCUUGACCCUCUUGAAUCGGGAAGUUGGGCUAGCCCGACUGCAGGACAGCAUCAACUCUAUAUACCCGAGUACUUCAAGACAUACAACAAGAUGAUCUUUGUUGGCGAGCAUACCUCGUAUACUCACGCUUGGAUUGCCUCGGCUUUAGACUCGGGUAUCCGUGGCGCAGUCCAGCUUUUACUAGAACUUGGGCUCGUUGACGAGGCAAAACAGGCGGUGGAGAAGUGGAUGGCGAGAUGGAUUGAAGUGUAA